UUCCCCAGGAGCGCGAGGCAGCCAGAGCGAGCGAGGAGGAGCAGGAGGACGGAGCAGAGAGAGAGAGAGAGAGAGAGCGCGAGAGCGAGAGAGCCCCAGCGCUCAGACGCAGAGGAAUCAUGGAGAGAGGGUCACCGAGCAGGACUUGGCCGGCUAACGUUAAAGGACUGCAGCUUUUAACGUCACUUCUCACCCUAUACGGACUUACCUGUGUGAGCAGUAACCAGGUGAACGUUCCUCCAAAGGUGAAUGCAGUACUGGGGAAAAACAUCACUCUAAGCUGCAGAAUAGAAGUUGGCUCCAACCAAAGUGUCACGCAGAGCUCCUGGGAACGUCAUCUUCCUUCUGGCACCAUUACCGUGGCACUGUUCAACCCUCAGUAUGGAACCUCAGUCACUCCACAAUACGCCAAUCGCAUCUCAUUUGUUUCCCCUUCAAUCCAAGAUGCUACCAUAGCACUUAAGGAAGUUGGCUUUGCAGAUAGUGGGCGCUACACCUGUAAAGUGGCAACAUUUCCUCUGGGCAAUACGCAAGCUUCUACCAUCGUCAACGUGUUGGUUGAACCAAAGGUGUAUGUGUCAGCCGGCCCAUCAGCGCUGCUGGAUAAUGGAAAUGAGUCACUGGUGGCUACCUGCAUAGCAGAGCGUGGCCUUCCAGCUGCAGAAGUUUUCUGGGAGACAGAGCUGUAUGGGCGAAGUGAGAAGCAAAGUCACGAAGAGCCCAAUGGUACCACCACCAUACAUGUGCACUACAUGUGGCAGCCAAAGAGCUACGCCCAGGGAAAGACACUCACUUGUGUGGUGAGACACCCAGCUCUGCAGACAGAGUUCCGCAUACCCUACGUACUAAAUGUUCAGUUUGCCCCAAUAGUAUCAGUAAUUGGACAGGACAAAAAAUGGUUUGUGGGUCAAGAAAAUGUGAAGUUUAUCUGUGGUGCCAAGGCCAACCCACCUGCCCGUCAGUUCAAAUGGACCAGGUUGGAUGGAUUGAUGCCUGAUGGUAUUGAUAUCUCGAAUGAAAGCUUUGCUUUCACACGCCCAUUGGAGCGCAAUGACUCUGGGUUGUAUCGCUGUGAAGUGUUAAAUGACAUUGGUCUCCGCAAAUAUGAUGUAACCCUCUGGAUACAAGAUCCUCCCCCCACCACGGCAGCUCCCAGCACCACUGCAUCCCUCCUCCGUGACACCUCUGGAACCGGCACCGCUGCGAUCCGAUCUCCAUUCGCACUCCCAACCUUGGCAUCCUUGUCUGACAGCAACCUUGGCACUAUAGUUGGCGGGGUAGUGGGUGGAGUUUUGUUCCUGAUUCUCUUACUAAUUCUGGGUGGAGUCUGUUUUAUGCGUCAGCGCAGAACCUUCAGAGGAGAUUACUACACCAAGCAAUACCUGGGACCCUCUGACAUGCAGAAGGAGUCCCAGCUGGAUGUGCUUCAGCCACAUGAGCUGCAGGAGUUCUGCGGUGACAAGACAAGCAAAGGCAGCCAGGAGCUAAAAUCCAAACUGGGUGGAGACAUUAUUUACCCUGACUACACCCCAGAACACAAAGAUAGGGACAACUGGCCUGACAGGGGGGACAAUCAGAGGGUCCUCAAGGAGCCAAACUACUACUCUGAUCCCUACAAUACCCAGAACAUGCAUCCCUGCGGACCUCCCGUGCACAGCACCAUAGUCAAUAAUGGCUCGCCCUACCUUCCAGAGGACUGCUACGACAAUGGCAUAGACAGCGACUAUGUGUCCCACAUGGACGGUUCUGUGAUUUCACGCAGGGAGUGGUAUGUUUGAAGAAAAGGGCAAAGAUAAAAACAGACAAAUGACUGGCUGAGAGUCACUUAACAAGUGACCGAUAAAUCACUAAAGGUUUUGUCAUUUUGGUUUAAAGAUGAACAAAAUUUCCUCAGCUCAGUUUCACAAUGAGCUCUUUGAACAAAACUGCUCUGCCUUGAUUGUAACCACUUAACCUUAAGGACAUGUUUGUGGAUUGCUUUAUACUUUUGUAGCAUUUCAAGGAGCUACAAAUACGCUGGAACGCUUGAUGUUAUCUGUGUAGGCUUAGGGGGGCUUUGGCACACAGAGAAGUUUCAACUGGUUUUUGUACUCUGCUUGUUUUCCUUUAACACAGAUCAGGUGUUCAGACCCCUGUCAGUGAAGUAUUUAUAUCCCUGACUGACUUAGCUCUGCUUCCAAAAAAUUCACAAAGUGUGUGGCAUUUUAAAAGUGGUCUCUUUAAUUGUUCAGUGUUCUCCUACAGUUAAAAUACUCAUCAUGGCCACAAGCAGUAUUCAAAGCAAAGUGUAUUGCAUGAAUUAAAAGAAUAAACUGUGUCAUCAAGGUAAAGGGAAGAUCAUAUGACUAAAAGGGAGAACUACAGAGGGAAUAGAAAAUUGAUUAUGAAGUAAGAUGAAAAAAAAACACUGCCCCUCACAGACAUCUGGUAAAAUUUUGUAGCUUUUGCAAACUUUGUAUGUUAAUACAAACCAGUCACCUGAUAAAGAAAGACGUUACUGACAGUAAUAUUAAUUUUAAUUCUAGAGCCAUUUUGUCAGGUUCACAGAUAAGUACUUAGGGUUUCAGUCCUGGCUGAUUAGGCAGCACGGGUAAGUGAAAGAAAGGUUGAGUUAAGCUUUAAUACAAACACUUUACUCCAUUUUGACUAAUUCAGAAUAAAAGCCAUUUCUAGACUCACUAGUGCUUUAAAUGUAAAACAGCAGCAGUAAAAAUUGUUGGCUUUGCAGAAACAGUAACUUAAUACCAUUCAGAAGCAGGGAAAAGACAACCGCAUUGCUGGAUUACAUGCAUGAAUAGUUUUACCUGUAAACCCCUAGUGCUUACGUAGUCAAUCUGACUCCAAUGCAGGAAAAGCAGACUGGCCCACUACCAGUGAAGACAAAUAUACAGUAGAGGUGUAAUUAGUUAGAUGACAUCUGCAGAAACGAAAAUUAGCUUUAUAGAUUAUAACUUUAAUCAAAUACAUUUAUUGCUGUUUAAAUGUGUUCAUCCCGUCACAUUCUUGCAGUGAAAAAGCACAACUCCAUCAAUAUAGUUGUGAGCAUACAUCAAAGGAAGUCGGCCAGGCCUCCGUCUAAUCCACUUAGCCAUGAUAACAGGCUGCAUCGCUGUCUUUUCCAUUUUCCCUCCUUCGUAUCCUCUGAUUUCAGUCUGCAAAGCUAACACCCUAUUGGUCAUUAUAGUUUUUAUUUAAACGUGGGAUCAAAGAAAUAUGUUAUAAAUACCAGAUGUGACUCAAACAGCUGUCAUCAUCUAACGCUAUGUGAUUCCAUAAACCACCAACAGUUUUGCUGCUCCCACUCGACACUCUACAGUCGUGAUUCAUGACGGUAAAUAAGCAAAAUACUCCCUGGAAAAGCUAAACUAGAUCAACAAUAAGCCGAUCCGUCAACUGUAGUCUGUAUGUGUUUGAUGAAUGAUUAUUCAAAUACUUUGGAAACAGUGUUAGCGGCUGAUCACAGAACAGGCUGUAAUGUUGGGGUUUGGCUCCUUUGAGGAUAUACAGUGAUCAUGGAAACUAGAAAUCUAAUACAUGUUUUAAAAAAAAGAGUUGGAGAACUAUCUCGGGUUAGAAGUGCCUGUUUAAGGGUUCCCUAAGAAUUCUUUUCUUUUCCUACAAACAAACGCAGUGAAAGUUGAAACAGAAAGAGUUGACACAUUUAGUGAUCUCAUCGCUCGCUGCUUUGUUUGACCUCACACUUCUUCUGUUUCUUUCUUUUAUGUUUUCCUCAGGAAUGAUACAUGGAUCAGAGUGGCCUCUGUAAAGCGGCACAUGAAAGAGAAAACAUACCCCUUUUUUGGAAAGAUUCCCUUUCCAGUCAAUCUGUGUAUGUUGUUAGAGGAAGGAAGCUAAAUAUUUGUAUUGCAGUGAGAUCAGACAGGGAGCUGCAUACAUUUAAAUUUUCUGCUCAUAUUGGGGUUUUAUAGAUUUAUAGCUCAUUUUCUCUUUUUAUUUUAAACCGUUCUCCACCCUCAUUUUCACAUGCCAGGGCUUUGGUCGCCGGUUUAGAUGUCUGAGAAUAAACUACUUUAAUCUCCUCAGCUCGUUCUCACUCUCAUCGUCGCACACACGCACCCAGGCCACCGCACAUCUGCCACUGCUGCCCACACUCCAGGAGAAGUCCUUACUUCAAUUCCCCGGCUUUUAAUUACCUGUUUUUCUAUCCUUGCGCUUGGCAAUGAAAGUGCCCAUAUGGAUAUAUAGACUAGUAAAGUCGUGUUAUGCUAAAUCCAGCCUCUGCUUUAAUAAACAAUAUUUUCAGUCAGUUUGUGUUCAAGUUCAAGACUUUUACAAAAGCCAAAUGAGCUGAAGUGAUGCCUGAAUGUUUUUCAAUCUGUCCAGAAGAGUUUUGGUCAACUGGUUCAUGUAAGUUAAAUUAUUGGCUCCUUAUUUCUUAUGACUAAUGUUUGUAUAGAUGUACAUACUGCUCAUAAGUUAGCCUAGAUUAGUUCUUUGAUUAGUUUGACUCAUGUCUUCAUGUACAGUUUGUCCUGGACUCCCCUACUGAUUUGUUGGUGCCUUAAAAGGGCUGAGUAAUGCACAGAAAACCUAAAGAUAAUAUUUACCACAAGGAUGUAAAUGGUAUUAAUAUUAACGAGGAGGGCUCACUGGUCCAUUAUUAUGUCUUCCAACAUUACAGGAUUUGCUGUUUUUAAAACAUCUGAGUGGACAGAAGGUUGAUUCUCAUGCCUUAUACACUUCGACAGGACAAACGUAACAAGUUAGUUACUGACAAAAUUAUUAAAAGUAAAGUUUCACUGGGAAUAUAGGCAUGCCAGAUUCAUAGGAAAUAUUAUUGUCUUGUAAAUAUGCUGGCUGUUUUUUAUUAUUAUUGCAGAUGAAAAACUUAUUUUUUGUAUGAGCUCUGUCAUUUUCUUGUUUCAUGAUAACAUUGAGCGGGGUGUUGUUUUCACUGCAUUUUUGUAUUUUUUUUCCCGACCAAUUAUUUCGUAUGCUGUUCUCUGAAUGAUCGAUGUCUCAUGUGAAUCAGAAAUGUGCGGUAGAUUGUAUUUUUUUUUUAUGUUUGCAAUAAAUGAUCAUUAUUGCACCCAA
This is a messenger RNA of Betta splendens (Siamese fighting fish), 5055 nucleotides long. It is a transcript of the gene nectin3a, whose product is annotated as nectin cell adhesion molecule 3a. The transcript has 6 exons. The coding region runs from base 120 to 1778 and encodes 552 amino acids. Gene Ontology annotation, cellular component: adherens junction; apical junction complex. Gene Ontology annotation, biological process: homophilic cell-cell adhesion; heterophilic cell-cell adhesion. NCBI's taxonomy places the organism in Eukaryota, Metazoa, Chordata, Actinopteri, Anabantiformes, Osphronemidae. The record is from RefSeq and is a predicted model, not a curated record.